AUGAAAGCCAAACAGUCCUCCUCCGCAUGGACACCGUUGCAGAAAGCCGGCCCAAUCUUCCAAGAAUCAAAGCAAAUCAGUGCCUUUCUUCUUCCCUCGAGCCAGGGCAUCCAUUUCUUUACUUUCCGGCCAGGGCAUUUGCACUUUUAUAUGUAUAAUAUAGAUAUGGAUCCUCGCUGUGUACCCUACCGUCAAUUCUUCACUCGAUCGUUCGAGAUCAGCUUUGAGGUCUUCCGAUGGCUGCACCGGUGGUAGACGCGGAGUACCUGAAGGAGAUCGACAAGGUUCGCAGGGACCUUCGAGCUCUCAUCUCCAGCAAGCACUGCGCCCCGAUCAUGCUCCGCUUGGCGUGGCAUGAUGCAGGCACUUAUGAUGCUAAAACAAAGACUGGAGGACCCAAUGGCUCGAUCAGGAAUGAGAGAGAGUUAAAUCAUAGUGCAAAUAAUGGCCUUAAAAUAGCAAUUGAAUUUUGUGAAGCAGUGAAGGCUAAGCAUCCACAAAUUACCUAUGCUGACCUUUACCAGCUUGCUGGGGUAGUUGCAGUAGAGGUCACUGGAGGCCCCACAGUUGACUUCGUUCCAGGAAGAAAGGAUUCAGUGGAUUCUCCCGAAGAAGGGCGCCUCCCAGAUGCUAAACAAGGGCCGCCGCAUCUCAGGGCGAUAUUCUAUCGGAUGGGUCUGUCUGAUAAGGAUAUUGUAGCACUAUCUGGGGCCCACACAUUGGGGAGGGCACAUCCAGAGAGAUCAGGCUUUGAGGGCCCUUGGACUCGGGACCCUUUGAAGUUUGACAAUUCAUACUAUGUGGAACUUCUGAACAAGGAGUCGAAUGGGCUGUUAAAACUUCCAACAGACAUGGCUCUAGUCGAGGAUCCUGAGUUUCGUCAGUAUGUCGUACUUUAUGCAGAGGAUGAAGAAGCAUUCUUUGCAGACUACGCGGCAUCACACAAGAAAUUGUCGGAGCUAGGGUUUACUUCUACUCCGCCUUCUUCUGGCUUCAACCUUGCUGCUAUGGGAGUUGCUGUUGCCACUGUUGUCUUGCUCCUCGGUUACGUUUACGAAGUUGGCAGAAGAGUGAAGUAGUAAAUGGGAGUAAUAUGGAACAUUUAUACGGUUCUUCUGCCGCACAUGAGAUUAUCAUAUAUAUUUAAGUUUCUAGUCUUACAACAUCAUCAUGAGUCGAACUUGGGCCCAACUGUAUAUACGAUCACAUAAAUUAAUUUAGGUUUUAUUGCUUCUUAAUUCUAUUUGUUUAACAAAAAUUAGAAAACAAUGCCUGUUAUACGUUAUUAUUCCUCUUUCCAAGACUAAUCGAAAAGAAAAUGGAAUUUCUAAUG
Molecule: messenger RNA, 1333 nt
Organism: Diospyros lotus (date-plum)
Lineage: Eukaryota; Viridiplantae; Streptophyta; Magnoliopsida; Ericales; Ebenaceae
Product: L-ascorbate peroxidase 3-like
Exons: 9
Coding region: 237-1079 (280 amino acids)
Biological process (GO): cellular response to oxidative stress; response to reactive oxygen species; hydrogen peroxide catabolic process
Molecular function (GO): peroxidase activity; heme binding
Source: RefSeq, a predicted model, not a curated record